CAGCAGGCUUCAUAAACAAGUACGGAGUAGAUGUCAACACAUCUGCAACAUUUACACUUGGCCGAGUUCUACAAUCUGUGCUUGCGUUCUAAUAAUAUUCUAGUGUAUAUAUGGCCAUGAUCAGCAUUGAGCUAGUACACAAGGAUGCCAACGACCAUGAGAAUACCUUCAUUUUUCAUCUUUUGGGACACAUCUCGGCUCAAGGGACGGCAAACAAGGAAUAAAGCUCAUGGGGGGGUAAUCUCACAUGAUUUACGUUAAACCACAAUCCCCCACCUUCCUUCCGAGGUACUUGUUUCCCCACGAGCUUCUAUUUGGGUAAUUGUUUUUUAGCUCUCUCGAGAUGGGAUAUCAAAUUCCCAUUUUGGGGAAAACCAAUGUUUUACCGCAUUGGCAAUGUAGACAAAUUGCAUGAGUCUUUUUAAUCUUCAUGUUGGCUCAAUGUUCGAGACGAAUCUAAUCUUUGGGAGUCGUUUCCUCAACAUGCAACAGCCAACAGAGUACCAAUUGAUCAUCUCUCAACAUCUAAAACUCACAGAAAGCUCUACGAUAGUAGUAACUUCUAGGCAGGAGACAAUGAGUGUCCAAUCAAUUACAAAAUGAUCAGCCCCUCCAUCCCAUAUCCUUCAAGCAGGAACGAUCAUUAUGCAGGACAGCAAAAUGUGGGGUAGACAACAGUCAUAUCCCGUCAGUAUGUCCGAUAACGCAAUUCUACAUCAGUGACAUACACAAAGAUAAAGUUACUUCUCAACUUCUUCAUACCUCAUGCUAUCUCGUUACAACCUUGUUUGGAGAUCUAAUUCGACUUUUCGUUCUUCUUCAAAGUUCUUAACGAAGAACCUUCUAGUCAAAAACGGACACAGUUACCAUAAAAUGGCGACAAUCAUGCAAGAAGCAAAUCGUUUGAGGAGGGUGAUGGGGGAGGGCAAGGGGCCGGCGACGGGCUGCUGGCAGAUGAUUCCAGGAGCCAACGUUUCGAGAACUUUGGCGAGGACAGGUGUUGAUUGGGUCUUGGUGGAUUGCGAGCAUGGGAAUAUAGACGAUGCCGCAAUGCAUGAUGCAGUUCCAGCAAUUGCUGCGUGCGGGGUGAGUCCGAUAGUUAGAAUUCCAGAUAACCAAGGAUGGAUGGUUAAGCGGGCUUUGGACUGUGGUGCGCAUGGUGUACUUGUACCUCUCCUGUACACAGUAGAGGGAGCUGAACAGCUCGUGAAAAGUGCUAAGUUUCCGCCUCAAGGUCAAAGAGGCUUUGGAUCACCGUUUCCUCAUGAGCGCUUCAACCCCGAAUUGAACUCUGAUGCAUAUCUGAAGCAAGCCAAUGACAGCAUUCUGACCAUGGUACAAAUCGAAACCAAGGAAGCGUUGGAGAAUGUCGACGCCAUUGCUGCUGUCCCUGGUAUUGAUGUUCUUUUUAUUGGUCCUUUCGAUCUUGGCAACAACAUUGGCCAUCCCAUUAUUGCAGGACAAAUGCACGAGAAUCUUCAUGCUGCAAUUGCAAAGAUCUUGAAGGCGGCAAAUACAGCUGGAAAAAAGGCCGGUAUCUUUUGUACGAGUGGAGAACAAGCGAAAGGGUACGCAGAUCAGGGGUUCCAUAUGAUGAGUGUUGCAACAGAUAUGCAUAUUUUACCACAGGGUGUAAUCGCUGCCGUGAACAAGGCAAAGGGCCAAGAAGAUGGCCCCAAAUUGACUGGUCCCUACGGCAGAUAGAUCAAUGAUCGGUGUACAUAUACUUAUUCGGGACCGUACGAAAACGCCUUCGGAUGUUAGAAUAGACUGUAGAGGUACAGUUUCGGCAUAAAUCAGACAGAAUUUUCCCCUUCCACUUCAUCCAUCUUC
This is a messenger RNA of Botrytis sinoallii, 1833 nucleotides long. RefSeq lists its product as uncharacterized. Gene Ontology annotation, molecular function: aldehyde-lyase activity. The record is from RefSeq and is a predicted model, not a curated record. Lineage: Eukaryota; Fungi; Ascomycota; Leotiomycetes; Helotiales; Sclerotiniaceae. Gene Ontology annotation, cellular component: cytoplasm. The coding region runs from base 766 to 1704 and encodes 312 amino acids. The transcript has 3 exons.